AUAAAUGGUUUGUCCGGAGAGACUUGUAAUGGCAGGAGAGAGAGAGAGAGAGAGAGAGAGAGAGAGAGGAUUAAAGUUUCAGAACAAUCCCCGUCAGUUGCCAUUGCAAGAAACCGAUCUCUCCUGGUAGAGAUCUCUAGUACGUAAAUGGCGGAAGAUCACGAAUUGGUUUCGUCGCGCUCUCAGUCUACUUCUCCUUUUCCCUCUCAUCCUUCAUCGUCGUCUUCUUCUGCUGCUACUACCCAGAAAUCUACCUCCGAAGACAUUCUCCCGCAAUCUCAGGUUCCACUAUUCUUCAGUUUUCCAGCUUGCCAAAAUGGUGCUUUUCCGAUGUUUCCAGUCAUGUACCCUGCUCUUAUUCCAGGCUUAAAUCCCUUACAAAAUCAGGAACAGAUUAAUCGUGGAGCUGGCAUUUAUGCCGUUCCUACUUUCCCAUAUAUGGGGCCUGUUUCUGGACUUCCAUCUAACGCUCUUAUUCCUCUUACCUACAAUAUACCAACUAGACACGGUCCUGAGGCUGGGGUUGGGGCUGUGGGUGAAGAACAUAGGGAAGCAGGGCAACAGCCUGCACCUCAAAGACAAGUCAUUGUAAGGAGAUUUCAAAUUGCUUUUCAGCUUGAUUUGUUGCUUAUUCUAAAGCUGGCAGCAGUAAUCUUUUUGUUCAACCAAGAUGGAUCAAGACACAGGCUCAUUGUUCUUGUGUUUUUUGCUUCAUUUGUCUACCUAUACCAAACUGGAGCUCUGACUCCAAUAGUACGGUGGCUGUCACAAGGCAUGCAGAGAGCAGCUGCGCCUCACCAUCCACCAAGGCCUGCUGUCAGGGCUGAAAAUGUUCCAGCUGCUGCAGGACAGGGAGUUGAGAAUGCUGCUGUAGUAGAAGGUCAACCUGGAGCUCAGGUCGAUAAUCAGCAUGCAAAUGAUGGAAAUCUGGUGGUUGAGAAUGAGAAUGUGGCAGAACCUGGUGGGGGCCAUGGUGUUAAUCGUUGGUGGGCAAUUGUGAAGGAGAUCCAGAUGAUUGUCUUUGGUUUUAUUACUUCCCUUCUCCCAGGCUUCCACAACAUAGAUUAAAUCUUACCUUUCAGGUGAGCCCCUUCCAAUCAAUUCAGGAAGCAAAAUUGUUUUUUUCUUUUGUCAAAAGCGUAGUGUUGUAUGGUGCACCAUUUUGGUGGAGAAGCUCUUAUUUCGGAUUUCAAAUGGUGAUGUAGAUGUUAUCUGUAAGUUUUUGUUUUUCCUUGAAGUUUGUGGUGUUAAAUGCGGAGAAUUUUCUGAAAGUAAUGCUAUGUUUGGUUUGUUUGUUUUCC
Carya illinoinensis is the source of this 1301-nucleotide messenger RNA. RefSeq lists its product as uncharacterized. NCBI's taxonomy places the organism in Eukaryota, Viridiplantae, Streptophyta, Magnoliopsida, Fagales, Juglandaceae. Bases 148 to 1068 code for a protein of 306 amino acids. The transcript is spliced from 5 exons. The record is from RefSeq and is a predicted model, not a curated record.